UCCGGUCAUAAAGUGACAGGAUCCAGCUCCAUCGAGCCCGAACGGAGCAGCAGAGCAUCAGUGAACUUAUGAUCAGGCUGUGAUGCGCACGGGUGACGCCGCGCUCCUGCAGUCGCGUAACCAAAAGACUGGCGUGGGAUCGGUCCCUGCUGCGCCUCAUCUGGAAUAACGUCGGGAAAAUCCAGAAAAAAAAAUUCAAUAGCGGGUGUGCGCGUGUUUUUUUUUUUAAAGGAGGCGAGCAGUGUUGAGAAUAAUCCCCCUUUUGGGCGAACGUCUCCAUCGGAAGGGGGGUUUUCUGUACUUUGCAGAAGCCAGAGCAGAUUUAUCCCGAUAGAGAAGCACCAGAUAUAGGCUGUGGAAAAAAAAAACAGGAACCAUGGGAAAGCAGAACAGCAAGCUGACUCCAGAGGUGAUGGAGGAUCUGGUGAAGAACACAGAGUUUAAUGAACAUGAGCUGAAGCAGUGGUACAAAGGGUUCCUGAAAGACUGCCCCACUGGCAGGCUGAAUCUGGAGGAGUUCCAGCAGCUUUAUGUCAAGUUCUUCCCUUAUGGCGAUGCAUCAAAAUUUGCAGAACACGCCUUCAGAACCUUUGACAAAAACGGAGACGGGACCAUCGAUUUCCGAGAGUUCAUCUGCGCCCUGUCCAUCACAUCCCGUGGCAGCUUUGAGCAGAAACUCAACUGGGCCUUCAACAUGUACGACCUGGACGGCGACGGAAAAAUCACCAGAGUGGAGAUGCUGGAGAUAAUCGAGGCCAUCUACAAAAUGGUGGGCACUGUGAUCAUGAUGAAGAUGAACGAGGACGGUUUGACACCACAGCAGAGGGUGGACAAGAUCUUCAGCAAAAUGGAUAAGAACAACGACGACCAGAUCUCGUUGGAGGAGUUCAAAGAGGCGGCGAAGAGCGACCCGUCCAUUGUGCUCCUGUUGCAGUGUGACAUGCAGAAGUGAGCCCCCCCCACCCCCCUGCUCGCUCCUCUCCCUGUCUGUAAUCCACACACUCUGGACAGCAGCACAUGUUUUAAUGUCUCAUUAGGUUCUCUGCCAUUUCCACAGGAAAAAAACAAAACAAUGCUUGGACUAUUUUUCAAUGGACUCGCUUCUUGUGGUUGUAUGCAUGAGAAUGUUAAAUGCUGAAUAAUUUUGAAUAUAGCUAUAAGAUAUCAUACAUUUCUAUUUCAAAACAUGCCAAUGUGAUUUGUGCACAGUAACCCCACACAUCCUCAUCCAUCCCUAGCUUGUAUAUCAGUGGAGCACUGCAUUAAAUUAUGUUCCUACAGUAUUUAGGAUCCCCAGUGUUCACUGCUGCGACUACUGUACGCUUUACAUAAUAGUAUCAAAACAAUAAUUCCUAUGAUAAUUGUAACUGUCUCUGCUAUCCAGACUUGUUGAGCUCGUGGAGAAUAGAAAGGCUCCCGUCUGUUCCAGAUGUUUUCACGCGACGGAACCGAGAAGUAUAGGUUCUUUGCAUGCCUAUAUUAUGUGUCAAAAAAAUAUAAUCUCUUACCUUUUGCAUCUUUAGGUGGCUAUAAAAGAGAAACCCUCCAGAAUUCAUUUAGUAUUGUUGCAUGGGAUGUACAGUAUGUGACUCACCAGACCAUUAGUUCACCUCCAGCUGUGUGGGAGCAUGCUUCCCUUUUAAAACACGUGAAUGUGUGACACGAUAUUUAGGUUGCAGUUGUUGGCUAAUUUUGCAGAGGAAGAGCAUUCACAUCACCAUUCUAUUAUAUGUUUUGCUUCAGUGAUUUGUGGGAUGAGCAGAAAUCUAUUCAUGGAGCAGCACUCCCUUUUGAUUUUAUUGUACUGCUGCCACUUAAUCUGGAGUAGGGGCCAAAAUGAUUGCUGUCAUUGGGCACAGUACUCAUGCAUUAUUCAUAAUGAUCUAAAAUUGGCUUCUUUUUCAGGCUGCUUAUUGGAAUUUAGGCUUAAAUGAAAUUUACUCAGUACAUAUCAACAUGUUUACAGAAAUGAUGAGCACUGCAAAAUGAGAACAGCCUCGGCUUUUGACCCUGACGCUGGGAGCUCGCUCUCUGGGCCGGGGACCUUGUGAGAGGGGCUCCACUUCCAAUGCAGCAAAAGGGGAGGACAAAAAAAGCCUUGUAUAUGUUUACUGAACAUACUGCAUUCCUAAAACCUUUUUGUAAGGAGAAACUUUUUAUUGAAAAGUCUCAUCUUCUAAUCUAUUCCAUUCGCAGCAAUCAUUCAAGAUGCGAGACCCUCAAAGGGAGGUGAUUCAUAAAGCUUUUGAAGGAGCGUUUCAGAGAGUGACAGCAACUGGUUGGAGACGUAGGCGAAAGUUAUUGACGAAAUUCUCUUUCAGGAGUUUUGCUUCCCAAUUUCUAGGCUAUGCAAGCACGGACUGAGUGUCUGCUUGUAGUCCACUUACAGCAGUGGAGGCUGCAGAAGCUUUUCACCGUUCUGUCUGUAACACAAGAGAAACCGACCAUCACAUUAUUGAUGUCUAUUUGAUUUACACAUUUCAGUCCAGUCACCACGGCAGAUUCUUUGUUGGAGUAAAUAUUUAUAUCAAAUAUGAAAAAUCAUCAUACAAGUGACUGUAUUCUUUUUUACAUGUGGCAUGUGUUGCACCCAAACCCAAUUCUGUAGUGAUUAAAAUAAAUAAACCAUCAACAGGCUUUUUCAAAGGA
Molecule: messenger RNA, 2649 nt
Organism: Hippoglossus stenolepis (Pacific halibut)
Lineage: Eukaryota; Metazoa; Chordata; Actinopteri; Pleuronectiformes; Pleuronectidae
Gene: vsnl1b
Product: visinin-like 1b
Exons: 4
Coding region: 377-952 (191 amino acids)
Molecular function (GO): calcium ion binding
Source: RefSeq, a predicted model, not a curated record